AUGAGGAUCGUCUUCGACGCAUCCUCUCAUGACGCUGGCACCAGCUCGCUCAAUGAUAAUGUGAACGCGGGCCCCAACCUAAAUCCGGAUAUCAUGCCACUACUUAUGAACUUCCGCCUUUAUCCAGUAGCCUUGGUAUCGGAUGUACAGAAGGCAUUCCUACAGAUCGCCAUACACGAGGAUAACAGAGACGCGCUUAGGUUGCUGUGGUACAGCACCACGCCGGUAGACGGCCAGCUACUACCUAACGUUGAAACGUGGCGCAUGACUAGGGUGACUUUCGGCACAGCCCCUAGCACGUUCCUCCUGGCAGCCACGUUACAGCACCACAUCCAGCGGCACGCCAGCGAGCAUCCGAGACUAGCAUGGAUACUUGAAAAUUCCAUUUACGUGGACGACGUUAUUUUUGGUGCGGCGAACGAGGAGGAGGCAGCGGAGAUGUACACCGAAACCUUACAGCUGUUUGGAAAGGCUUCCAUGAAGCUCCAAAAAUGGGGUUCGAACAGUUAUACGAUGCGCGAGAAGUUUAAGUCAGAACCGGAUGCUGCUUUGAUUGGAAACACAACGAAAGUACUUGGCAUUCCUUGGAACCAGGAGCAGGACAAGGUCGUGCUGUAG
Messenger RNA from Ornithodoros turicata, 618 nucleotides. RefSeq lists its product as uncharacterized. The transcript has a single exon. Bases 1 to 618 code for a protein of 205 amino acids. NCBI's taxonomy places the organism in Eukaryota, Metazoa, Arthropoda, Arachnida, Ixodida, Argasidae. The record is from RefSeq and is a predicted model, not a curated record.